Molecule: messenger RNA, 1191 nt
Organism: Argiope bruennichi
Lineage: Eukaryota; Metazoa; Arthropoda; Arachnida; Araneae; Araneidae
Product: estradiol 17-beta-dehydrogenase 2-like
Exons: 6
Coding region: 1-1005 (334 amino acids)
Molecular function (GO): oxidoreductase activity
Source: RefSeq, a predicted model, not a curated record
AUGUUCCUUUGCUUAAUAGCAUUAAAUUAUAUUUCACCUCUCAAGAUCACAACAUUCGUUUCAUUUACCAAGAAAAGAUUUUUGAAUGAUACAGUCGACGCCACUGAUAAAGCCGUUUUUAUUACUGGAUGCGACACCGGAUUCGGCCAUCUGUUAGCUAAGCGACUGGAUUCGAAAGGCUAUCAGGUGCUGGCAGGGUGUCUUUCUCCGGAUUCAGAAGGAGCUGCAGAACUUCGAAAAUGGUGCUCCCAGCGUCUGAGGAUAAUACCCUUGGAUGUGACGCAGGAAGAGAGCGUAAAUAAUGCAGCAAAACUAGCGGAAGAUUAUCUGCGAAAGGAUGGGAGAACUCUUUGGUGUCUCGUCAACAACGCUGGGAUAUUCAGAGGAAUUUCAGCAGAGUUAUCAUCGAUGGAAGAUUUUAAAGGUUGCAUGGAAGUCAAUGUCUUCGGCAUGAUUCGAGUGACCAAAGCAUUGCUGCCUCUUCUGAAGAAAACAAAAGGAAGGGUCGUGAACAUGACAAGUAUCUGCGGUAGAAUUGCUUUGCGAGAUUUAACUCCGUAUUCUAUGAGCAAACAUGCAGCUGUGGCCUUUAACGAUUGCCUGCGUCAGGAAAUGAAAGUUUGGGACAUUUCUGUCGUUUCGUUGGAGCCGGAAAUGUUUAAAACUCGAUUGACAAAUGAUGAAGUCGCCGAUGAAUACAUAACAGCGACGUUAUCUGAAUUACCCGCUUCCGUAGAAGAAACUUAUGGCAAAUCGUACUUCGAGGCCUUCCGAAAGAGCAAGGCCACGUUCCUCAGCACUGCCUCCCCAAAUCUUAGAGUGGUGGUGAAGGACCUCGAGUCAGCAGUGACCUUGAAGUAUCCCAAUUACCACUACAGACCUCGAAGGAGUUUCUUCUUUCGUUUCAUUUUGUUUUGGUUUGAAGUGAUGCCGAGCUACUUUCGAGAUUUUUUUGUAAGAAUAGUGGCAAUCUUGUGCCGUGGCCCAAAACCCAUCGCAGCGUGAAAAUGGUUAUUGAACAUCAGUCUUUACAACUCGAAGCAUUUUCAGCUAUUUACACGAGUCGGACUUUAGAAGAAUAUUCAGAUUCUAGAAGAAAAUAUUGACAGAAUCGCAAUUUAUAAAAAUAUAUUGUUUACUUUAAAAAUAUUCAGACUGUAAUAAUAUGCUCUUUUAUAGAUUUUCAUUAGU